Messenger RNA from Drosophila serrata, 4618 nucleotides. RefSeq names its product Ribosomal RNA Processing 5 (gene Rrp5). Gene Ontology annotation, molecular function: protein binding; RNA binding. Gene Ontology annotation, biological process: rRNA processing. Gene Ontology annotation, cellular component: small-subunit processome; nucleolus. The record is from RefSeq and is a predicted model, not a curated record. Lineage: Eukaryota; Metazoa; Arthropoda; Insecta; Diptera; Drosophilidae.
GGUCACUCUGUGUAGCACGUGUAGUUGUGGGCACGUUGCUUGAUUUUUGUUAUUUAAAACGAUUAAUUACAGAUUUUAGUCAUGGUUCCGAAUGAGAAAAGUUUCCCCCGAGGUGGGACAGUCCACGCCGAGGCGAAAUCAGCCGACAGCAACUCGAAUAUAGUAUUUGGUGCGUCGCAGAAGAAAACGAAAAAGGCUCCAAAGCCGAAAGACAACUUUCUCAAGGAACUCACCGAGGACAACAAUGAGCAGCUGGAAGCGUUCUCCGCGGAAACGCUCAACAUGGAUACGUUGCAGGAGGACAUGCUGGUCAUGGGAGUGGUCAAGGAGACGAGCGCCACUACGCUGCAGAUCGCUCUGCCCGGCCGGAUGUAUGCACGCACUCUGGUGGCGGACAUAUCGGAAGCAUACACGCGCGUGGCGAAGUCGGCCAUGUCGGGCGACACCAGUGAAUACCACGACCUCACAGAACUCUUCCCGGUGGGACGUAUCGUCUACGGCAAGGCCAUUAAAACAGAAAAGCUGGACAGUAACCGCAUCUCGCUGCUGCUCUCCCUUAAGCCGGCCGACGUUCAUGGUAGCCUACACCACAAGAGCAUCAAGAAGGGCUUCAUCUUCUCCGGCGCCGUGUCGGAGAUUCAGGAGCACGGCUACGUGAUCGAAACGGGAGUACAAGGACUGCAGGCCUUUGUGCCCUGCGAGGAACAGAAUCAGACGCUUCAUGUGGGUCAGUUGGCUUUCCUAAAAAUCAAGCAGGUCAAGCACGACGCCCACCAGAGCACUUGCACCUGUGUCCAAGUGGAUCAGGACCAAAUCAAAAUUAAGAGCCAGAACGAAACCAAUUUGGACUACAUUCUGCCGGGCAGCAUUGUCCGCUUCAAGGUGGACAAGCAUUUAAAAGACGGCCUCAAGGGCAGCAUCAUGAACGAAUCCUUCAGCGCCUAUGUCAAUGAGCACCAUCUGGGCAACGCGUUGGAAACCGUGGAUGCCUACGACCUUAAUGAGGAAUACAACGCCAGGGUGCUCUACGUGAUGCCCCUAACAAAACUGGUAUACUUGACCCUCAAUCUGGACAUCAAGGUUGAAGCCGAUGUGCAAAGCAGAGAUGAGGAAAACGAAGAGAAGAGAGAACCCAUCAAGGUGGGCUCCGUGGUGGAGAAGAGCAAGGUCCUGCGGCUGGGCAGUGGUGGAGUGCUGCUGCUGCUCAACAAGCAUGUGGCUGGCAUCAUAUCCUACGGCUCCAUCCGGGCCAAUUUCAAAGGAAACUACGACAAGGACGAAGUGCUAUCCAAGUAUGCACGAAGGACCAAGCACAAGGUGCGCGUUCUUGGCUACGAUGUCAUCGAAUCCCUGUACUACUGCUCGGACGAUCCCAACUUGGUCAACGAGAAAGUCUACAGCCUGGAGGAUAUCAAACCGGGAGACCUGGUCACAGCCAAAGUGUUCCGCAAGGACGACAAGAUCAAAGGCUGGGCGGUGAAGAUCGGCAAGGUCAACGGCAUACUGGAGCAGUUCUACCUGGCGCCUAAUGUCCGUUAUGAUGUGGGCCAGCAGCUAAAGUGCCGGGUCCUCGAAGUGGACACAGACCGCAAAGUCUGCUACCUGAGCAACCGCAGCGAGUAUUUGGCCAAGGGAUUGAAUCUCCUCACGGAUUACACGGCCGCCCAGGCGGACAACGUGUACACCGGCACUGUGGUCCGGUGCGAGGUUAACUACGUGCUCGUCAAGUUUGGCAAUGGCAUCAAGGGAGUUCUCCACAGAAAAAACCUAAAGGGUCAGAGCACCUUCUUCGAGGGACAGACCACGAAAUUUCGCAUUUUGAGCCGCAGCAAGGAUCAAAUCAUCCUGACUCUGCCCGAGGACAAGUUCAAGCUGGGCGAAAUCUGUCCCGUUGAGGUAACCAAUGUCUUGGACGCUGGAUUGGAGAUUAAAAUCACUUGUGCCUCUGAAGACGACGAUGAAGACGAGGAGGGGAACCCCAAGCUGGAGGAGUUUAUGGGUCUCGUACCGUUAAGACUGCUCUCCGAUUACCCUGAGCUUAUGCACGCCCAGUUGCGAGUUCAUCCUGCUGGCACCUUCACCGGGGCCGUGUGCAUCGAUCAGAACAUCUUCAGUAUCCGCGAUGUCCCUUACUUCAGCAAUCAACUUACCAAGGAUUGGUCAUCGGUGCAAGUGGGCGACAUCCUACGCUCCUACGUCAAGCAAGUCAACGAUCAGGUGGUGGACCUCAUGGUGUGCGUUCGCAACUACAACAAGCCGGUGAAGGUGCACGUUAAGAUGCUUCGUUUGAAUGUUGUAAAGAACGCGUCUGUGAAUUUGGAACUCGAUCAGCUGUUGCUAGUGAAGGUGCUCAGCAAGGAGGCGGAAACCAAGACCCUAACGGUGUCCGCCAAGCUCACCGAUGUCUGGAACGGCGAUUUAAAAGGCACAGCCAAGGUGGUUGAAGAAUUUUUGGAUGAAGUGAAGGUGAUUAGGAAAUCACUAAAGGAUAAAUCCACCCCCAUCGCCAAGUACUCCAUCGGCGAUAAGAUUAGCGUGGUAUUUAAGGGCAUCGAUCCGCAUACCCAUAACUGGAAAUACAAUGUAGAGGACCCUGAAGCUGGCAAUCUAAGCGCUCUUCUGCUCUCCAGUCUCACUGGCACAGCAACGCCUCCCCAGGUGGGCAGCAAGCAACCGGCGGUGAUCCUGUGGAUUGACUAUUCCAGCAAUGAACUGCUGAUAAGCAACAAGAAGCAUGACAUUGAGCACAUUUCGAAAAGCGGUGAGCUGCCCAAGAAUCUGGUCGGUAGAGCCGGCAUGAAGGCCAAGGUGCUGCUGAAACUGGAGACCGUGGCUAUAUGCUCGCUGAAGAAGGGAACCAAUCCGUUGGUCAUCUGUCCCAUUCGCCUACAUCAGAACGACAUCGAAAACACUGGCAGCGUGGACCUCCGACAGGGUGAUUUCUGCAAUAUUGCCUUCAUACACGAUAAGCUGCCCAUCGCCGUUCCCGAAAAUGUUUGGCGCAUCUGGAGAGAUGCGAAGCGAGCGGCAACUGAAGAGGAAAUCGUUGUAAAGGCCAAAAAGGCAAAACUGGAUGAAACCUCCGCAAAGAAGGUCAAGACUGAGGAGACGACUACAAAGAAGAAGGCCAAAACGGAGGAGAAAUUGUCAAAGAAAAAGGCCAAAGCGGAAGCCAUAGCCACGAAGCGAAAGCUGGAGGAGGACGAAAAGACCACCAAGGGCCAAAAGAAGACGCAAUCCCUGACAAAUGGCAUUGUGAAGGAGAAAUCCAUGCAAAAUGGUCUGCUCUUUUUCGAGGACAAAAAACCAUUCAAGAGUGCCAAGACUGAGACACCAAAAACCAAUGGAGUCGAGGCCAAAACGCGUUUGCCCGGUGUGUCCAGCUUUUGGGAGAGCGAUCAGCAGCAGGCAGCUUCCAGUGACGAAGAUGAAGACCAAGAAGAUGCAGCAGAUGUCCAGCCGGCGAAAAAGAAGCGAUUGAGUGCCAAGGAGAAGGCAAAGGCGGAGGUAAAGGAAGAGCAGCGGCUCCGAGAGAUUGAAGAGCGCAAUGCCGAUCCCAAGGCGCGCCUGGAGACCAUUGACCAGUACGAGCGACUGGUUAUAGCCCAGCCAAACAAUAGCAUUUCCUGGUUGAAAUACAUAGCCUUCCUUCUGUCCAACACGGAGAUUGAAAAGGCUCGCGACUUGGCCCGCCGGGCCAUUUCAACGAUAUCCUUCCGGGAGACCCAGGAACUGAGGAACGUGUGGAGUGCCCUGCUCAACAUUGAGCUUGUCUACAGCAGCAAUUUCGAUGAUGUCCUGAAGGAAGCCCUCAAUUGCAACGAUCCCUUGGAGAUUUACAUAAGUGUCAUUGAUAUUCUAAAGAAAAAUAAGCAGAAGGAACGGCUCACAUCCCUGCUGACCACCAUCCUUAACAAGUUCAAGGCCGAGGUGAGGGUGUGGCCCGUGGCAGCCGAGGCCUACUUUUGGCUGGGGAAGUCCGACCAAGUGCAUGCCUUGCUCCAGCGAGCCCUGCGAGUACUGCCAAAUCAACAACACAUCAACUGUAUUGUGUCCUUUGCCAAGCUGUAUGCCAAGAACGAUGCCAACGACAUGGCUCAGACACUGCUCGACGAUGUGGUCACUUCCUAUCCGAAGCGAAUUGACAUCUGGUCGGUGUAUGUCGACAUGCUGAUCAAGGCGGAUCUCAUAGACUCGGCGAGAAACGUCCUGGAACGUGCUGUACUUCAGAAGCUGAAACCCAACAAGAUGCAGGUUAUCUACAAAAAGUAUCUGCAGCUGGAGGAGACCCACGGCACGGAAGCAACGGUGGCUAAGGUGAAGCGGCAGGCAGAGGAAUGGGUGAAGAACUACGCCAAGGCGGUCAAGUAGUUGGAGCGCCAUCCACUCACCACAUCCUUCCCCUAACUUAUAGAUCGUAAAUAGAGAUUAGAGAAUAUUUACAUGCAGAGUUACAGUUUUUUUCAUGAUACUUUAUUCUAAAACUAUUUUAAAUGAAGUGUGAUUCCGAGUGCUACCUUUGUAAUAUAUAUGUAUGAUAGUACCUAUAUAUUAUAGAAAUACAGAUAAACCCCGCCCUACACAUAGUACGUAGGGCGGAGGCCAAUGAUCAGCCCAA